Coffea eugenioides is the source of this 1787-nucleotide messenger RNA. Its product is annotated as 30S ribosomal protein S9, mitochondrial. The record is from RefSeq and is a predicted model, not a curated record. The transcript is spliced from 4 exons. The coding region runs from base 138 to 1421 and encodes 427 amino acids. Gene Ontology annotation, biological process: translation. Gene Ontology annotation, cellular component: ribosome; cytosolic small ribosomal subunit. NCBI's taxonomy places the organism in Eukaryota, Viridiplantae, Streptophyta, Magnoliopsida, Gentianales, Rubiaceae. Gene Ontology annotation, molecular function: RNA binding; structural constituent of ribosome.
AACUCGUGUCGCUCUGUGCCGGCAUUCCUAUCAUAGGCAGGUUCCGAAAAACAAGCAGCCCGUGACACUACCAUAAAGGUAUCCCUUCUUCUGCCCGCGGUGGAGAGUUCACUCCACUUUCCACACUAGAAGCAACCAUGCUUUCUCGGUUAAUCAGCAAAUCCUCCAAUCUUCGAUUUCUGACCCUAAUUUCCUCCCAAAUUCACCUUCAAAGCCCUAAUCCCAUCUUUCCACAAAACCCGUUAACCUCAAUCAAACCCAUAUACCCGCACCCCAAUCUCUCCAAAAUCCCUCAUUUCUACUCCACCAGCAACAAUAGCAACAACAACAAUGGUGAUAGGCAAGACUCGAUUCCAAAUCUGUGGCAGCUGUCGUCCGAAGCAGACGAUUCCAUCGAGUCCAUUUUCGGGGUAGAAUCGGAGGAAAAUAAUGAACACGUGGAGCAAGUGAAGGAAUCGGCAAAUGGGUCUGACUCUUGGUUGGCAGAAUCAUUGGAUUCGGGUGGCGGCGUUGAUGAUGGUGUUGAUAAAUUUAAAGGGGUGAUGGAAGAAGUGAAGGGUGGUGGAGAUGGUCACGAGGGGUGGGCAACAGCAGAGGGGUAUAAGCCGUGGAGUUUUGCUGGGGAGGAUAAGGAAGAUGAGCGGAAUUUGUUUGAUGUCGGAGGGGAAGAAGGAGUGGAGGAAAGAAGAGAAAGUGGGGAGUGGGGAUUGGAGGGUUCUAGAGGGGAGGAUUUGGUAAAGAAGAGGAGUGCAGAGGAGGAGAUGCAGCUGGAAAUUGAGGAGAAAGCUCUUACUGAUGUUCUUAAAGGUCCAAAUCGUGCAUUUGGAGAUCUUAUUGCAGCUUCUGGAAUCACAGAAGCUAUGUUGGAUAGUUUGAUUGCUUUGAAGGACCUUGAAGGAAUUCAAGGACUUCCUCCGCUGCGAGAAAUUGAAGAUAUGCGGUAUGCAAAGAGUACAAGAAAAUCCGCAAGAGCUGAAAUCGAGCGCCAGAAGCAGGAGGAGGCUGCAAAGGCGCGAGUCAGGCAAGUAGAUGAUAAGGGAAGGGCAUAUGGGACAGGAAGGAGGAAAUGCAGUAUAGCUCGAGUAUGGGUUCUACCUGGUGAUGGUAAAUUUGUAGUGAAUGACAAAGAGUUCGAUGUCUAUUUCCCAAUGCUUGAUCAUCGAGCUGCCCUUCUUCGACCUUUCUCUGAAACUAAGACAUUGGGUAUGUGGGACGUGAGUUGCACUGUAAAAGGGGGUGGUGUAUCAGGUCAGGUUGGUGCUAUUCAAUUGGGCGUCAGCCGGGCACUGCAAAACUGGGCACCAGAUUUACGUCCUCCUUUGAGAGAAGGUGGUUUUUUGACACGGGAUUCGAGGGUUGUUGAAAGGAAAAAGCCUGGAAAAGCAAAAGCAAGAAAGAGCUUCCAGUGGGUCAAGCGUUAGAGCAAGUCUUGCCUAUGUCACGGUUUCGUUGCUACAAUACGUUGACAUAAAAUUAAAUUGGACGCCUGAUACGUAGUUUAGCUUGUAACUGGAGUGUUCAAUGGCAGCGCAUGGGCAUUGAUGUGAUUGUCAAAGCAAUUUGUUCAUUUUAUUAAUGUUCGCCUGCACCCAUCACCCUGGAAACCCCCCAGCUGGUUUUGGUUGUCAAACAAGUCAGUGAAAUAGUUGAAUGCUGUCAUUUUUUGUACCAAUUUUAACCUGUUGCUUAAAGCAAUGUUUUGGCGAGACAACUGAAUUGCUGCUGUUUAACUGGAAAUGGAUUUUUCCAGUUUGAUAGUGUAUUCAACUUCUUCCUCAGUUCUAUUC